AUGGCGUCUGAGCCAGAGCUGUUAGAGUUGCUGAUAUCAAAAUCAUUGGAGCAUGAAGGUCUGAGCCUUCAGCACCUGGGCCGCUCCACAGCGCUGCGGCGUUUGAAUGGUCGUUGGGAGGGCUGCUACGCCAGCAGCGUGGCUCCGGCGGUUUGGAAGCGCUACCAGGGCCUGGGCCUAGACUUGCCCUUCUCCGAGCCCUUCGACUUGGCCUUGGCUUUGCGGGAGCGGCUCAUGGCCUCGGACCUGGUGGGCCACGUUGCAGUGGAGCCGGGAGGUGGCUUAAGACUCUUCAGCAUGAAGCAUUUGGAUGUGCAGAAGAAACGUGGAAGGAUCCUUUGCAAAGGCUGCAGCACCUUCUUCCAGGAGGGCAACCCUUUUCGGACCCAUGUGCAGAAUGCUCAGGACACCCGCUGCUUCAGCCCAGAGGCAGCGGAGUACUACUUGCUGCCUUGCCAGGAUUCGGCCGCCGCCGCAGCUCUGGAGGUGUCCCGAAGGAGCUUGGAUCCAGGGCUAGAGGCGGCAAGGGAUGGGAACCUGAAGGAACUGCAGCGCCUGGUGGAGAGUCGUUGGGAUCCAUUGAUUGCAUCGGAUCACCAUGGAAAUAAAGCACUGCAUUGGGCAGCUGGCAACGGACACCUGGAGAUUUGCCGCUACUUGGUGCAAAUGCGAAUGGAUCCGAAGGCGCCCUCAGAAAAGCAUCAGAAUCGCUGCGCUCUACAUUGGGCAGCACGGAAUGGACAGACCUCCGUGUGUGCCUACUUGCUGGAUCUCAUGGGUUUUGUGGACGUGGAGACCGAUGGCAAAGACACACCGCUGAUGCUCGCAGCCUGGCAGGGCCACCUGGAGACCUGCCGUUUUUUGGCCACGCAACGAGCAGAUCUGAAUCAUUUAAACUCUUGGGGGUGCAAUGCAAUGCACAAAGCUGCCAGGAUGGACGGCGAACACUCAAGCCUACAAAUGCUAGACUUUCUGUUGUCGAAUGAUGUGAAGGCCAGCCUUGCCAAUUGCAAUGGGCACAACGCCCUCCAUAAGGCCGCCAGCUUUGGCUCCGUGGAGGCCUGUCGCUUCCUCUUGCUUCAUGGCCUCGACACACGGCAGGCCAUGGCGCCGGACCGAGAGCGGAACACUCCAAGCAGCUUGGCCUUUGCAGCCGGAUAUCAUCGCUUGGCGGGGGAGUUAAGACACACCGAGGACGUUCUAUGGCUAACACCUGCCAUCUACAGAGCGCCAGAAACACCAGGAAGAGAGGAAGUUCCAGAAGAUUCCGCAAAGAUUUAG
Messenger RNA from Durusdinium trenchii, 1281 nucleotides. The record is from the annotation of a GenBank genome assembly. Lineage: Eukaryota; Dinophyceae; Suessiales; Symbiodiniaceae.